UAAAUAGUCAUAGGUACUGUGGAUUUAAUCUAUGAAGUCACACAACAGCUUGAUGUCCUACACUAUUACAAUCAGAUUGAAAAAGUUGAUUACAGAAGAAGAAAUAUCGAAAUGGUAAGGCAUUCUCUUUUAACAGAAAAAAAAAGGAUCACGCUAUUAAAGAUAUGGCCACCAACGAAAGUGCAUCAUUCUGCGACUUUUGCCAAAGCAGGGACCUUAAUACGUCAGCGGAGGAAUAUUGUCCACAGUGUGAAGAGGCACUCUGUCGAGAAUGUACAGACAAUCAUAAGAUAUCGAAAUUGUCAAAAUCGCACCAGACAAUCUCGGUCGACAAUUAUAGAAAGCUACCAUCAUUUAUCAAGGAAAUAAAGCAAAACUGUGAUGAGCACGACUGCUUCCUUGAAUUUUAUUGCAAAUAUCAUGACGCCCUUUGUUGUAAACUUUGUUUGAUAUCAGGUCAUAAGGAAUGCAAGGAAACUAUUUUCGUUGCAAAUUUUCUAACACCAUCUUCAGGAUACCAAUCAGCAGCUUUUGAUAACAUUCAAAGAGUUCUAAAAGAUCUGGAUAGUAACAUUUGUUCCGCUAUAAAGGACAGAACUCGAAAUUUGACCGAAUUACGUAAUCAAAAGAAGAUGAUUUCAGAAAAAAUUAAAGAAAAACGUCAGCAAAUAAAUACACUAUUAGACAAUUUAGAGGGAGCAUUACAAGAAGAAACAUCUGCAAUGGAGAAAGAAUACUGUCGGAAAAUAGAAGAAGUAAUUGAAAAAUUGGAGAACGAAAAAAAGAGAAUAGACGAAACUGUAAAAGAUGUUGAUUUUGUAAAAAUGUUUGCAUCUAGUCUUCAAAUCUUCAUGGGAAAAAAAGCAUUUCAGGAAAGUGUUUCAACCAAUGAAAUGAACUUCAAAAUAUUAUAUGAUAAUGGGAGCUUGACCAAUUUGACAAUGCAGUGUACGUUCAAUGAAAAGCUAGAGAGGUUUAUACAAGAACUAAAGACCUUUGGUGAUAUAAAGGUGAACAAUUGUGAAAAUCAUAUUUCAUUUUCAUGGAAGGGAGAUAAAUCAGCACAAAUUUUCAAACCUUUGUCGGUAUUGAAAUCGAUUGAAAACAUCAAUGUUAGACUAAUACGCAAGAUUAACAUAAAUCGCAAUGAUCUAACUGGAUGUGCAAUGUCAGAAUCUGGAAACAUGUUUUUUCUACAAAAACACAAUAAUAAGCUUUUUAAAUAUGGGCAAAAAGGAGAACGCCUGUCCGAAUCUUAUAUCAAUUCUAAAACUGGCGGCAUUGGAUAUGACCUUGCAGUGAUUGAUUCUGACACAGUAGCUAUAUCAAGUGGUGAAAAUUUUCUAAAACAGAUUUACUUAAUUGAUAUGAAUAGUGCAAAAUCCGGUCCAGUGUUUAAGCUAGGCGACUACUGCUACGGUUUAAGCCAUCACAAUGGUUCAUUUAUUUGUUGCACAUAUAACAAUGGAAUUAACAUAUGUCACAAGUCAUAUCACCGUUUAACCGCCAUGCAGAAGCUGCCAAAUGCACCUUCCGUAGUAGGUAGUACCUACGUUACCUCAAAUGACAAUUUCAUUUUUCAUUCCAACUGCCAUGAUCAUUGUGUCGUAUGUUACGAUUUCAGUGGGCAGGUACAGUGGAAAUAUUCCAAUUUGUUGCUCAGAAAACCGUACGGCAUCACAUUAGAUUCUAAUUCGAACAUUUAUGUUGCUGGUUCUGAUUCAAACAAUAUAGUCGUGAUAUCUCCAGAUGGUAAACAGGCGAAAGAGCUAAUUGGAUCUUGUGAUGGAAUUUCAAGUCCUCGUGCCAUUUUCUUUCAUAAAACCAAACACCUGCUUCUAGUAGCAAACUAUAACAGUGUUGCCUUCCUGUAUGACGUUAUAUAAAGCAUAUAGUUUUACAUGGAGUAAACCAUUUACUACUGGAAUCACAAUUUUGUUAUCAAAUUCAGAAUAAAAUAAAUGUCUUAGAUUAAAUUUUCUAUUGAGCUUAUAGAAUAAAUCACUUU
Messenger RNA from Mytilus californianus (California mussel), 2008 nucleotides. RefSeq lists its product as uncharacterized. The transcript has 2 exons. Bases 165 to 1886 code for a protein of 573 amino acids. NCBI's taxonomy places the organism in Eukaryota, Metazoa, Mollusca, Bivalvia, Mytilida, Mytilidae. The record is from RefSeq and is a predicted model, not a curated record. Gene Ontology annotation, molecular function: zinc ion binding.